Lates calcarifer (barramundi perch) is the source of this 4764-nucleotide messenger RNA. RefSeq names its product probable cyclin-dependent serine/threonine-protein kinase DDB_G0292550. NCBI's taxonomy places the organism in Eukaryota, Metazoa, Chordata, Actinopteri, Centropomidae. The transcript has 4 exons. Bases 1 to 4590 code for a protein of 1529 amino acids. The record is from RefSeq and is a predicted model, not a curated record.
AUGAUUAAGGAACAGGAUGGGGACCACACAGAUCAUAUCACUUUUACUGAUUCUAACAGUUACUUUGGAUUUAGCAAAGCCGCAAUCAACUACAACGGCUGCUCCAACAACAACAACAACCGUUGCUCCACCAACUACAACGACUGCUCCCACAACGACAACUGUUGCUACAACAGCUUCUCCCACAACAACAACAACUGCUUCUCCAAUAACUACAACAACUGUUCCUACAACUACAACAGCUGCUCCCACAACAGCUGCUCCAACAACCACAACAGCUGCUCCAACAACUACAACAGCUGCUCCCACAACAACAACAGCUGCUCCCACAACAACAACAGCUGCUCCAACAACUACAACAGCUCCUCCAACCACCACAACAGCUGCUCCAACAACUACAACAGCUGCUCCAACAACUACAACAGCUGCUCCCACAACAACGGCUGCUCCCACAACAACAACAGCUGCUCCCACAACUACAACAGCUUCUCCCACAACAACAACGGCUGCUCCCACAACCACAACAACUGUUCCCACAACAACUGCUGUUCAAACAACUACAACAACUGCUCCGACAACAACUGUUGCUACAACAGCUGCUCCCACAACAACAACGGCUGCUCCCACAACAACAGCUGCUCCAAUAACAACAGCUGCUCCCUCAACAACAACUGCCCCUAUAACUACAACAGCUGCCUCCACAACAACAAUGGCUGCUCCAACAACUACAACAGCUGCUCCCACAACUACAGCUGCUCCAACAACAACUACUGCUCCCACAACAACAACUGCCCCUAUAACAACAACAGCUGCCUCCACAACUACAACGGCUGUUUCCACAACAACGGCUGCUCCAACAACAACAACAGCUGCUCCAACAACAACUGCUGCUCCCACAACAACAACUGCUCCUACAACUGCAACAGCUGCUCCAACAACAACAACUGCUCCCACAACAGCAACCGCUGCUCCAACAACCACAACGGCUGCUCCAACAACAACAGCUGGUCCCACAACAACAACUGUUGCUCCAGCAACCACAACAACUGCUCCCACAACAACAACAGCUACUCCAACAACAACAGCUGCUCCCACAACAACUGCUCCAACAACUACAACAGCUGCCUCCACAAUGACAACUGUUGCUACAACAGCUUCUCCCACAACAACAAUGGCUGCUCCCACAACCACAACAACUGUUCCCACAACAACUGCUGUUCAAACAACUACAACAACUGCUCCGACAACAACUGUUGCUACAACAGCUGCUCCAACAACUACAACAGCUGCCUCCACAACGACAACUGUUGCUACAACAGCUUCUCCCACAACAACAAUGGCUGCUCGCACAACAACAACUGCUGCUCCAACUACAACAACUGCCCCUAUAACUACAACAGCUGCCUCCACAACAACAAUGGCUGCUCCAACAACUACAACAGCUGCUCCCACAACUACAGCUGCUCCAACAACAACAGCUGCUCCCUCAACAACAACUGCCCCUAUAACUGCAACGGCUGUUUCCACAACAACGGCUGCUCCAACAACAACAACAGCUGCUCCAACAACAACUGCUGCUCCCACAACAACAACUGCUCCUACAACUGCAACGGCUGCUCCCACAACAACAGCUGGUCCCACAACAACUGUUGCUCCAGCAACCACAACAACUGCUCCCACAACAACAACAGCUACUCCAACAACAACAGCUGCUCCCACAACAACUGCUCCAACAACUACAACAGCUGCCUCCACAACGACAACUGUUGCUACAACAGCUUCUCCCACAACAACAACAACUGCUUCUCCAAUAACUACAACAACUGUUCCUACAACUACAACAGCUGCUCCCACAACAACAGCUGCUCCAACAACCACAACAGCUGCUCCAACAACUACAACAGCUGCCUCCACAACGAGAACUGUUGCUACAACAGCUUCUCCCACAACAACAAUGGCUGCUCCCACAACAACAACGGCUGCUCCCACAACCACAACAACUGUUCCCACAACAACUGCUGUUCAAACAACUACAACAACUGCUCCGACAACAACUGUUGCUACAACAGCUGCUCCCACAACAACAACGGCUGCUCCCACAACAACAGCUGCUCCAACAACAACAGCUGCUCCCUCAACAACAACUGCCCCUAUAACUACAACAGCUGCCUCCACAACAACAAUGGCUACUCCAACAACUACAACGGCUGCUCCAACAACAACAACAGCUGCUCCAACAACAACUGCUGCUCCCACAACAACAACUGCCCCUAUAACAACAACAGCUGCUCCAACAACAACAACUGCUCCCACAACAGCAACCGCUGCUCCAACAACCACAACGGCUGCUCCCACAACAACAGCUGGUCUCACAACAACAACUGUUGCUCCAGCAACCACAACAGCUGCUCCCACAACAACAACAGCUACUCCAACAACAACAGCUGCUCCCACAACAACUGCUCCAACAACUACAACAGCUGCCUCCACAACGACAACUGUUGCUACAACAGCUUCUCCCACAACAACAAUGGCUGCUCGCACAACAACAACUGCUGCUCCAACUACAACAACUGCCCCUAUAACUACAACAGCUGCCUCCACAACAACAAUGGCUGCUCCAACAACUACAACAGCUGCUCCCACAACUACAGCUGCUCCAACAACAACUGCUGCUCCCACAACAACAACUGCCCCUAUAACAACAACAGCUGCCUCCACAACUACAACGGCUGCUCUAACAACUACAACAGUUGUUUCCACAACAACGACUGCUCCCACAACAACAACUGUUGCUCCAGCAACCACAACAGCUGCUCCCACAACAACAACAGCUACUCCUACAACAACAACAGCUGCUCCAACAACAACAGCUGCUCCCACAACAACUGCUCCAACAACUACAACAGCUGCCUCCACAACGACAACUGUUGCUACAACAGCUUCUCCCACAACAACAAUGGCUGCUCGCACAACAACAAUGGCUGCUCCCACGACCACAAUAACUGUUGUUGUUGUUGCUCCCACAACAACAACUGCUCCUACAACUGCAACAGCUGCUCCAACAACAACAACUGCUGCUCCAACUACAACGACUGCUCCCACAACAACAACUGCUCCUACAACUGCAACAGCUGCUCCAACAACAACAACUGCUGCUCCAACAACAACAACAGCUGCUCCCACAACCACAACAACUGUUCCUACAACUCCCACAACAACUGCUGUUCAAACAACUACAACAACUGCUCCGACAACAACUGUUGCUACAACAGCUGCUCCAACAACAACGGCUGCUCCAACAACUACAACAGCUGCUCCCACAACAACAGCUGCUUCAACAACAACAGCUGCUCCAACUACAACAACUGCUCCCACAACAACGGCUGCUACAACAACUACAACUACUGCUCCCACAACUACAGCUGUUCCCACAACAACAACUGUUGCUCCAGCAACCACAACAGCUGCUCCCACAACAACAACAGCUACUCCUACAACAACAACAGUGGCUCCCACAACAACAGCUGCUUCAACAACAACUGCUGCUCCCACAACAAUUGCUCCAACAACUCCAACAGCUGCCUCCACAGCAACAACUGUUGCUACAACAGCUUCUCCCACAACAACAAUGGCUGCUCCCACAACCACAACAACUGUUCCAACAACAACUGCUGUUCAAAUAACUACAACAACUGCUCCGACAACAACUGUUGCUACAACAGCUGCUCCCACAACAACAACGGCUGCUCCAACAACUACAACAGCUGCUCCAACAACUACAACAGCUGCUCCAACAACAACUGCCCCUAUAACUACAACAGCUCCAACAACUACAACAGCUGCCUCCACAACAACAACUGUUGCUACAACAGCUUCUCCCACAACAACAACAACUACUUCAACAACAACAACUGCUGUUCCCACAACAACUGUUGCUCCAUCAACCACAACAGCUGCUCCCACAAUAACAUCUGCUGCUCCCACAACUACAUCUGCUGCUGCCAUGACUACAACAGCUGCUGUGUCAACUACAUCAGCUGCUCCCACAUCAACAACAGCUGCUGCAUCAACCACAACAGCUGCUCCCACAACUACCACAGUUUCUGCGACAACUACUGCUCCCACAACUACACCUGCUUCUAUGACAACUACAACUGUAGCUCCCACAACUACAACGGCUGCUCCCACAACAACAACAGCUGCUCCAACUACAACAGCUGCUCCAACAACAGCUGCUCCAAUAACUCCAACAGCUUCUCCCACAACUACAUCUGCUACUCCCACAAUUACAACAGCUUCUGUGUCAACUACAAGAACUGCUCCCACAACUACAAUAGCUUCUGCGUCAACUACAAGGACUACUCCCACAACUACAACAAUUGCUCCCACAACAACAGCUGCUCCCACAACUACAAAUACUGCUCCCACAACUACAUCUGCUACUCCCACAUUUACAACAGCUGCUGCGUCAACCACAACAGCUGCUCCCACAAUUACCACAGCUGCUGCGACAACUGCAACUGCUCCCACAACUACAACAGCUGCAGCAACAACUACCACUGUGGCAACAACACCCUUGGCAUCUGAACCUGUUUAUACUGUCUCAGCGGAAUUGCCAAACGAGACUUUUACAGAGGAUCUCAAAAACCGGAGCAGCAGUCAAUUCAAAGCUCUCGAACAACGAGUUGUAGGAGCAUGUAAUAAAACAUACAGAGCAAGAUUUCCUCGUCGGUUUAAUCGCUGCUUCGUGAAAGAGUUCAG